Menidia menidia (Atlantic silverside) is the source of this 585-nucleotide messenger RNA. NCBI's taxonomy places the organism in Eukaryota, Metazoa, Chordata, Actinopteri, Atheriniformes, Atherinopsidae. The record is from the annotation of a GenBank genome assembly.
AUGGCGUCCUCCGAGACGCCUCCUCCGUCUAUCAGGCAGGGGGUGAGGAUAGUCCCGCCGGACGGCCCUGUGACUAUGGAGGAGGUGUUGUUGGCUGUCAGAGAGCUGGUAGGUCAUAGUAAACUGUUUCAUGCCUCACGCAUGAACAAAGCAGUGGUGGCGUUUCUGAAGGACCAUCAGCUGAUUGAGUCCGGGGUGGUUGUCAGGGACUUGUUGGUGCAGGUUUCCCCACUGUCAGUGCCAUCCACGCGGAUCACCGUAUCCGGUGUCCCGCCGUUCAUCCCGAACGUCCUGCUGGAGAACGAGCUCUGUAGGUUCGGCAAAAUGGCAAGCGGGUUCCGAACAGUUAGUUUGGGAUGCAAAGAUCAGAAACUGAAGCAGGUCCAGUCUAUGAGGCGGCAGGUUUUCAUGUUCCUGGAGUCUCCCACACAGACACAGGAGGUAUCCUUCAGGGUGAAAGAAGGUGAAGGGCUUUACAUGGUGUACGCCAGCUCGGGACACAUGAAAUGUUUAGAGUGUGGAGAUGUUGGACAGAAAAGAUCAGCAUGUCCAAACAAACAGCAGGAAAUUGGUUGUAGACUGUAG